GGGGGAAGGUGCAGCAGGGCAGGCAAGGCCAGCAGGGCUAGAUGACACCCCACCUCAACGCUCUUCCCACCCCUUGUCGGAUAGGGACGGGGGUGUCGGUAACGAUUAAUUGAAUACCCGCGUUGCACACGACCCUUGCUCUAAAUGCUGGACGGCAGACAAGAUGUGGGUCGUUGUUGCCCUUCCACACCCUUCUCGAUCGUGGCUCUUGCCUACGCCCUCUUUCUCACACCUCAUGCUCUCUCUCUUCCUCUUCUUGGUGAGUGAUCGAUCAUGUGUGAGUAAGACCAUGCCGAACAGCUGCCUGGCCGAGACAAGAAGUAUCAAGUGCAUAAUGUGCUUAUAUCCACUCCAUGGCGGACGCAGUCAGAUGAAUGGGAUAUGGAGCCAUCUGAGCGCGAGAAUCCCACUAAGUAUAGUACUGUAAAGGGAACCUAACCUCAUGCCUUCAAGGGCCAACGAAUGGUAUUGAUUGCCCUGGUCAACCAUUUGUUUCUUGAACCCUUUACGUGCACACACACACACACACACACACACACACACACACACACACACACACACACACA
Molecule: messenger RNA, 566 nt
Organism: Colletotrichum navitas
Lineage: Eukaryota; Fungi; Ascomycota; Sordariomycetes; Glomerellales; Glomerellaceae
Exons: 2
Coding region: 164-427 (87 amino acids)
Source: RefSeq, a predicted model, not a curated record